GUUAUGAUCCUUUUUCAACUUAUAUUCAUAAUUACAAACAUAGAGCGGACUGGUUCUAUUAGGCGAGCUGCAUUACAGACGCCUUCAUAUAUGAUUGUGGAAAUUCUAAAAUGUACGGAAAGAUAAGUUCGCUAUGGAUAAGUUUAUUGAUGUCAUUGAUAUUGUUUUGUGGUGAGAUACAUGUAAGAGCUUACUUGGGCAUAAAUUGGGGGAGGAUGGCAACACAAAAGUUUGUUCCAUCAAUGGUUGUGGAUUUACUCUUACAAAAUGGAAUCCCAGAGUUGAGACUUUUUCAACCGAGUUUUAAUGUUCUUGAUGCUUUUGCUGAAACCAAUAUUGGGCUCGGCAUCACCUUACAAGAGAACUUUUUAAGAAAUAUUGUCGAGCAAAAACAAAUGGACGAUUAUAUUCAUGAACGUGUCAAGGUUUAUACAGACCAAGGAGUUAAAUUCAGGUAUGUGUACGUGGGGAACGAACCCUUUACGAAGUCAUUAUAUAUGAAAAAACAAUUUAAUGGUACUAUCCGUUACCUGAAGAUGGCGAGAGAUGCCCUUGAUAAAUUCAACCUCCCAGAUGUCAAAGCAACAACUCCUCAUUUCACGGACAUCUUAACAAAUGUGAGCAAGCCAUCUGAAGGUGAUUUUCGAGAAGACAUAAAGGGGAAAAUGUUGGAAUUUCUUGAUUGCAUUAACAGAACUGGUGCCCCUCUCUUUAUCCAUAUCUUCCCAAUCUAUUCGGUUAAUCUAUACGGAUUUGAUGUGGACUUUGCUUUCUUUGAUAACAAAUCCAAGUUCAAAGUCGUAGAUGGCAAGAACACGUAUACUAAUCUCUUUGCUUUCAUAUACGAUACACUUGUUUCUGCUCUAGCAAAGGCAGGUUAUGGUGAUAUGGAGAUUGUUGUCGGACAAAUUGGUUGGCCUACAGAUGGAUAUGCGAGUGCAAGUGAAAAAAAUGCUGAAAGAUUUUAUCGCGGCCUUCUUCAAUAUAUUGCUAAGAAGGAGGGAACUCCACUACGCCCAAAUAGAGAUAUAGAUAUGUAUCUCCUUGGCUUAACAGAUGAGAAUAUGGUUGUUACAGAUUAUGGACCUUAUCAACGACAUUGGGGUAUCUAUAAACACGAUGGUGUUCCCAAGUAUAAAAUUGAUUUCACGUUGCAAGACCGAGAUAUCAAACCUUCCGUUGCCAAAGGUACUGUGCGAAUGCCAAACAGAUGGUGUGUGUUUGAUGGUAAAACGGAUCACAAUGAGACUCUAGUGUUGAAAGAUUACGACUUUGCCUGUGCGAAAUCAGACUGCAGUGCGUUUGGCGCUGGUGCAACGUGUGAUCACCUCAGUUUCACAGAGAAGGUGUCUUAUGCAUAUAAUAUGCUUUACCAAAUGGGUAAUCAAGAUAUGAAGAAAUGCAAAUUGUUAGGAGCAACGUUGACAACAAAUAAUCCUUCCACUCCAGACUGUGAUUUCCCAAUUGAGAUCUUAACUGCAGAGGUGGUGAAUAGUGGAUCUGGAUUAACCAAGAAAUACUAACCAACACGUGCUUCUCAACUUACUCUCAUGUAUGAUGUACAUACUCCAUGAUUUUGAGUAUGCUAGCUCUAUGAAUUUUUGAUAAAUCUAUAGAAUUGUUUGUUGGUAAAUUAAUCAUGUUACUCUCA
This is a messenger RNA of Solanum lycopersicum (tomato), 1651 nucleotides long. Its product is annotated as glucan endo-1,3-beta-glucosidase 8-like. The record is from RefSeq and is a predicted model, not a curated record. Gene Ontology annotation, molecular function: hydrolase activity, hydrolyzing O-glycosyl compounds. Gene Ontology annotation, cellular component: plasma membrane. Gene Ontology annotation, biological process: carbohydrate metabolic process. NCBI's taxonomy places the organism in Eukaryota, Viridiplantae, Streptophyta, Magnoliopsida, Solanales, Solanaceae.